UGCUUCCUCAAAAAAUCCCCUCUAGCCAGCUUGUUUCCUGCCUCGUAAACCCUCAGAACAUUCCCAUUGUUUAUAAAUGCCAAUCUUGGGGGAGUCCCCUUUGCAUCACUAUCACUACUUCACCACCUCACAACACAGUCACCUGAGUACACACACUCAGUAGAGAUUCAUUUGAGAGAGAGAAAGAGCUAGACCAUGAACAUCCAACAUCCUUUGCCUUUUAUCUUUGGAAUCCUAGGUAACAUCUUCUCCUUCAUGGUGUUUCUUGCACCCUUGCCAACAUUCUAUGGAGUUUACAAGAAGAAAACGACAGAAGAAUAUCAAUCAUUGCCAUAUGUGAUUGCACUGCUAAGUGCAAUGCUGUGGAUGUAUUACGCAUCACUGAAGCCCAAUGCUUACUUUCUCAUCAUGGUCAACUCAAUGGGUUGCAUCUUAGAAACACUCUAUAUUAUUACUUACAUGGUUUAUGCACCCAAGAGACUAAUGAUUCUGACAGCCAAGCUGCUAGUCUUGUUGAAUUUUGGCUUGUAUGGUUUGAUCUUUCUCCUAAGCUUCUUUUUAUUGAAAGGCUCAGGCCGUGUCCGAUUUCUUGGUUGGGUUUGUGAUGUCUUCUCUGUGGGAGUCUUUGCAGCCCCCUUAACUACUAUGGUGAGAAUUAUAAAAUGA
Macadamia integrifolia is the source of this 666-nucleotide messenger RNA. RefSeq names its product bidirectional sugar transporter SWEET14-like. The coding region runs from base 196 to 666 and encodes 156 amino acids. Gene Ontology annotation, molecular function: sugar transmembrane transporter activity. Gene Ontology annotation, cellular component: membrane. The record is from RefSeq and is a predicted model, not a curated record. The transcript has 4 exons. Lineage: Eukaryota; Viridiplantae; Streptophyta; Magnoliopsida; Proteales; Proteaceae. Gene Ontology annotation, biological process: carbohydrate transport.